AUAACCUGAUGGAAUAAAAGGUUUAUCCAAAAACGUAUCAAAUAAUAAAUGGGUUCAAUAACUCUAACAUAUAAAAUAAAACGUUCGGCGAUGGCAUCAAUUACAAACGAAAUUCAAUUUCCACUGUACCUAAUAAUUUCGGCGACAGAAAUAUUCCUUCUAGUCUUUUAUUGUAACAGUAUUUACUAUACUUUACAAACGGUGUCUAAGGAGUUAAAUGCAACUUUGAAUGACGGCUUGGGUAGAUAUUAUUCAAACUCAGAAUGGCAACAUUUUUGGGAUAACUUCCAGCAACGAUAUUAUUGUUGUGGAAAUAUGGAAAAUACAGAUUGGUUUCAGGUAGCAUGGGUAUCGCCAAUCAUUAUUCCAUCGUUUCCUUCAUUAAAAAAAUAUACACAAGAAAAUGGCAAGUUCAUAAUGCCGAGUUCGCCCGUAUCGUGCUGUCUGCCAGAAAACACGUGUAAUAUUUUCACAGACUGUGAACAACCUGAUCCAGCAAAAUAUUACAAGCUUGGUUGUUAUUUUGUAAUAUUGAAAAAGUUUAACUAUUUAGGAAGUAGUCGAUUCAUUUGUUAUGCAGUGAUAAUUAUCCAGAUUACCUCUUCUAUAAUAAAGACUAUAUAA
Molecule: messenger RNA, 624 nt
Organism: Adelges cooleyi (spruce gall adelgid)
Lineage: Eukaryota; Metazoa; Arthropoda; Insecta; Hemiptera; Adelgidae
Product: rod outer segment membrane protein 1
Exons: 5
Coding region: 49-624 (191 amino acids)
Cellular component (GO): membrane
Source: RefSeq, a predicted model, not a curated record